Messenger RNA from Xenia sp. Carnegie-2017, 918 nucleotides. Its product is annotated as bis(5'-adenosyl)-triphosphatase-like. The annotation marks the transcript as partial. Gene Ontology annotation, molecular function: bis(5'-adenosyl)-triphosphatase activity; ubiquitin protein ligase binding. Lineage: Eukaryota; Metazoa; Cnidaria; Anthozoa; Malacalcyonacea; Xeniidae. The transcript has a single exon. Gene Ontology annotation, cellular component: cytoplasm; plasma membrane; nucleus. The record is from RefSeq and is a predicted model, not a curated record. Gene Ontology annotation, biological process: purine nucleotide metabolic process; intrinsic apoptotic signaling pathway by p53 class mediator; negative regulation of proteasomal ubiquitin-dependent protein catabolic process.
AGGGAAAGAGUUUUCAUUUCUUUAUUCUCCUUGGCCAAUAUGGCGAACGAAACUUUCCGAUUUGGACAGCAUAUAAUUAUCAAAGCUUCAGUUGUAUUUUUUCGCUCUAAAUUAUCAAUAGGCUUCGUAAAUAUAAAGCCAAUCGUUCAGGGUCAUGUUUUAUUGGCGCCAUCACGAAUCGUUGAAAGAUUUCGAGAUUUAACUCCAGAUGAAGUAAGCGACCUAUUUUUGUCGACGCAGCAAAUUUCAAGCGUUAUCGAACGAGAGUUUGGUGCUACCUCGUUAACAGUUGCUUUGCAAGACGGACCAGAAGCGGGUCAAACCGUACCACACGUUCACGUUCAUGUAAUACCCCGUAAGAAAGGAGAUUUCCAGAAAAAUGAUGACAUCUACAAUGUACUUCAAAACCACGAUAAAGAUAGCAACUUACUGGAUGACAUGGAUGGGACAAGAAAAUUACGAAGUGAAGAAGAAAUGACUGUAGAAGCUAGAUGGUUGGCAAAAUUCUUUGAAUGAUUGUAUUUAGUCAAAAAUUGCGUGUGUAGUUUUCAAAACACAUUUUUUUGCCCAAUAUACAGAUUAAACUUUGACCCCCCCCUAAAUUCCAAAACCCAGAAUGCAUUGGCAGCAAUGUCCUUUUCACAUUUUCCUACUCUUUAGUGAGUUCAAUUUUUUUGGACAGACGUCUGUUCCUGUUUGAUGGCUUUUUGCACCCGCUACAAAAACACUGAUGUGAUUAUUCUACUGCUAAAAUGUCUCAUUACGCGUAUAUGCAUUAUGUACAAAUACAUCGUGGAUAUUUGUUAAAGAGUUUAAAGGAUUUAAAAAUCCUUCAUGAAAAUGUAAUUAUUGAAGCCAUAGAGGGACACUGACUUCUUUCCUUCACGUUUUUCGAAAUAGAGAAAUUUCACAUGAUUA